Messenger RNA from Spathaspora passalidarum NRRL Y-27907, 1506 nucleotides. RefSeq names its product aldehyde dehydrogenase (NAD(P)(+)) (gene ALD5). The record is from RefSeq and is a predicted model, not a curated record. The transcript has a single exon. Lineage: Eukaryota; Fungi; Ascomycota; Pichiomycetes; Serinales; Debaryomycetaceae. Bases 1 to 1506 code for a protein of 501 amino acids. Gene Ontology annotation, molecular function: aldehyde dehydrogenase (NAD+) activity.
AUGAGCAAAUCUCAAUUACCUUUAACUGUUAAGCUUACUUUACCAACCGGUGUCACUUACGAACAACCAGUCGGGUUAUUCAUCAAUAACGAAUUCGUCUACCCAAAGCAAAAGAAGACAUUUGAAGUUGUGUCUCCAUCCACCGAAGAAGUGAUUACUGAAGUUUACGAAGCUCUCCAAGAAGAUGUUGAAACUGCUGUUGUUGCUGCUGAAGAAGCAUACAAGUCCAGCUGGUCCACUGGUCCUCCAACCGUCAGAAUGAGUGUCUUAUUGAAAUUGGCUGAUUUGAUUGAAGCUGAUGCUGAAAUUAUUGCUGCCAUUGAAUCAUACGACAAUGGUAAGUCUUUGCAAAAUGCCCGUGGAGAUGUCGCUUUGACUGCUGCUUACUUCAGAUCUUGUGCUGGUUGGGCUGACAAGUUUAUGGGUACUGUUAUCGAAACUGGUGACACCCAUUUCAACUACACUAGAAGAGAACCAAUUGGUGUCUGUGGGCAAAUUAUUCCAUGGAACUUCCCAUUAUUGAUGGCUUCUUGGAAGUUGGGUCCAGUUAUCGCUACUGGUUGUACUACUGUUUUGAAGACUGCUGAAUCUACCCCAUUAUCUGCUUUAUAUUUGGCUACUUUGUUGGUUAAGGCUGGUUUACCAAAGGGUGCCGUCAACAUUAUCAGUGGUUUCGGUCCAACUGCCGGUUCUGCCAUUGCUUCUCAUCCAAGAAUUAAUAAGGUUGCCUUCACUGGUUCCACCGCUACUGGUAGAAUUAUCAUGAAGGCUGCUGCUGAUUCCAACUUGAAGAAGGUCACUUUGGAAUUAGGUGGUAAGUCUCCAAAUAUCGUUUUCAAUGAUGCUGACUUGGAUCAAACUAUUGGUCAUUUGAUUACUGCUAUUUUCUACAAUUCUGGUGAAGUUUGUUGUGCAGGAUCUCGUGUUUUGAUCCAAUCUGGUAUCUACGACGAAGUUGUUAAGAAGUUCAAGGUUGCUGCUGAAUCUGUCAAAACUGGUAAUCCAUUUGAAGAAUCUACAUUUAUGGGUGCCCAAGCUUCUGAAAUUCAAUUAUCUAAGAUUUUAAAGUAUAUUGAAUUGGGUAAGAAGCAAGGUGCCACUGUUGUUACUGGUGGUGAAAGAUGUGCCGGUAAGGGUUACUUUGUCAAGCCAACCAUUUUUGCUGAUGUUCACAGAGAUAUGGAUAUUGUUAAGGAUGAAAUUUUCGGUCCUGUUGUUACAUUGAUCAAGUUUGACACUGUUGAUGAAGCCGUUGCCUUGGCUAACGAUACCGAAUAUGGUUUAGCUGCUGGUAUUCAUUCCACUGAUGUCAAUAAGGUAUUAAGUGUUUCUUCUAGAAUUAAGGCUGGUACUAUCUGGGUUAACACUUAUAACGAUUUCCACCCAAUGGUUCCAUUUGGAGGUUACGGUGCCUCUGGUAUUGGUAGAGAAAUGGGUGAAGAAGUUUUCCACGAAUACACUCAAGUCAAGGCUGUCAGACUUCACAUUAACAAGCCAACUGUUUAG